AUGACAACCAGAUCAGGCAAGACAUUGAUGGCAACUCCGAGGACGACUCGACCUUCGCAGCUCUCACGCACGCCGCUCAACGACGUCGUUCAGAACGGUACCACCCAAGAGCCCAAGGACCUCGCGUCUAAUCUCCGAUCGGUCGCAAAGGAGGGGUCGGAGUUCGAUAUCGAAAGCCUUUUCACACCGCCGAAGGAGAUCGUCACUAUGCAGGCAGCAACAGCGGCAGCGGCGGCGAACACGGCCGACCUGCACAUGGACGUCGUCACUGGUGGUGACGGCCGACCUUUGCAACCGGGUGGGAACUCUCUGGGGAACAUUGGUGCUUACGAUGAACAUGAUGACGACGAGGAUGAGGAAGAGGCCCAAGAGGAAGAGGAGGAGGAGGAGGAAGAGGAAGAAGAGGAAGAGGAAGAGGAGGAGGAGGAGGAAGAGGAAGAGGACGAGGACGAGGACGAAGACGAAGAAAUGGACAGCCGGUCCGACGGCGAGAGGGAUGCACUACGCUACGAGAUGCAUCAGCUCGAGACGAUGGUCCCGCACCUCAAGGACAAGUACAAGCUCAUCGACCGACUUGGGGAAGGUAUAUCUGGGUGACAUCGAACACCUUUCUGACCGUGGACAUGAGAAGCUGAUGCGCAAGUCUCGGCUGGGCAGGCACCUUUUCAUCCGUGUACAAGGCGAUCGACCUCAGGCACGACGAGUACGACAACUCGAGCUGGGAAGCCUCUGACAAGCAUGGUCGUCCGUCCUGUGAAGGCCCAAAUGGACAGGUCUACGUAGCCAUCAAGCGCAUCUACGUCACAAGCUCGCCGGUACGCAUCCAGAACGAGCUCGACAUCCUCAACGUGCUCAGGUCAGUUGCCGGAUAAGUGUCCCGCGCUCGGUGUCCUGAUGAACCUUUUGGGAUCACGAGCAGGGGAAAGGACAACAUCGCCUACUUGAUUGACGCCAUGCGACACGACGAUCAAGUCAUCGCGAUCAUGCCCUUUAGUCGUCAUCAAGACUUUCGAGUAGGUGUCGCCCUCGAAUGCUUUUCGUAGGAGGGGAGACCGAGCUGACAUGAGCACGCGCGUGUACUCGCCCGCAGACAUACUAUCGAACGGCCUCAAUCCCACUGAUGCGCUCCUACUUUGCUUGCCUCUUCCGAGCUCUCGCCGGCACCCAUGUCCACCACAUCAUCCACCGUGAUGUCAAGCCCGCCAACUUCCUCUUUGACGUCACCAAAGGGACCGGGGUGCUCUGCGAUUAUGGGCUCGCGCAAAAGAUCGGCGGUGAUGAGUGGUAUGAGUGGAAGUCGGAAUGCUUGCAUUCACUGCCGGGUCCGAGUUGGGGUGGUCUUGAUGGGCGACACAGUAGCAGGGAAAUGAUGGAAAAGCUCGCACCUGGGGUCGCACCGGGGUUGAAUGCGGGUCUGCACGGCGUGAGGAUGCCGCGGCCGGUUAACUUGCACGACCAAGUCACCAAAUCGCAACAGGACUGGAAGGAAUGGAGCAAAGCCUAUCGGGCCAAAAUCGUGGAAGACCCCAUCAUCGGCGGACAGAUGAGGACCGAGGCUCUACGCCGUCAGCCGUGGUGGGCACCCGAGUCUUGGGUCGAGGAUCUGAGGCUCAAGGCCAAGGAAAGGGUCGGGUUCUACAAGGGGUGGAGAUCGGCGUUGCAGAGUGCACCGAUGCCAAAGGACAGGAUCGGGUUCUUGAAGGAGGAUAGAAGGUGGGUUCAGAGUCCUGCUUAAAGGGCGAUGAUAUGCCAGUUCUGACCAGUCUAUCUGAGCUUACAGACCGAGCGUUCGAGCAAAUCGAGCUGGGACGAGGGGGUUCCGAGCCCCCGAGGUGCUGCUCAAAUGCCCCGAUCAGACCGUUGGUGAGUGGCCGCGAUUCUAACCAAUCGCCUUGUCUUGGAUCUCACACCAAAAGAUUGCGCAUCUGUGCAGCUUUGGACAUUUGGUCCGCGGGUAUCAUCCUGCUGUGCUUCCUCACGCGUCGCUUCCCCUUCUUCAACUCGAGUGACGACACCGAAGCGCUCGCCGAGAUCGGCACCAUCUUCGGCAAACGCAAGAUGGAGCGCUGCGCCGCAUUACACAACCGCACCUUCGUCACCAACAUCCCUCACCUCGAAUCACCACCGCAUCCGAACCUACACGCGUUAGUCAAGAGUUUGAACCCCGUCAUCUUUGUCGAGAACUCGCCGACCCCGUAUGGGCCGAUCCCGAGUAGCGAGGGGGACGAUCAGAAGUGGUAUACCGAUAGUCCGCUGUACCAUGCCGUCGAUCUGAUGAAGAGGUGCCUAGAGUGAGUCAAAGUCAACUUUCCUUUUCGAGGGUGUCUGUGCUGACGUGUUCUUGCGCGUGAUCUUCUCAGACUCGACUGCACCAAACGAUGGACCGCCGAGGAAUGUCUCGAGCACCCCUUUUUCGACGGAGCUUUCGAUUCGGGUAUGGGUGUCCUUUGCGAGCGCGAUGAGCGGUUUUGGUAA
Microbotryum saponariae is the source of this 2475-nucleotide messenger RNA. NCBI's taxonomy places the organism in Eukaryota, Fungi, Basidiomycota, Microbotryomycetes, Microbotryales, Microbotryaceae. The record is from the annotation of a GenBank genome assembly.